Molecule: messenger RNA, 1341 nt
Organism: Mucor velutinosus
Lineage: Eukaryota; Fungi; Mucoromycota; Mucoromycetes; Mucorales; Mucoraceae
Exons: 6
Coding region: 1-1341 (446 amino acids)
Biological process (GO): positive regulation of transcription by RNA polymerase II
Molecular function (GO): RNA polymerase II cis-regulatory region sequence-specific DNA binding; DNA-binding transcription factor activity, RNA polymerase II-specific; protein dimerization activity
Source: RefSeq, a predicted model, not a curated record
AUGGGACGCAAAAAGAUCAAGAUCCAGCCAAUUCAGGAUGAGCGAAACAAGCAGGUUACGUUCCUGAAACGUAAACAUGGCUUGAUGAAGAAGGCUUACGAACUCAGUGUCUUGUGUAAUUGUGAAAUUGCAUUAUUGAUUUUCAACACCAGUGGCAACUUGAUACAAUAUUCCAGCAGCGAUAUCGAUCAAAUCAUGAUGAAAUAUACAGAGUACACUGACCUUCAUGAAACCAAAUCAAACCUAGACUUUAUCAAUAAUGAAGAUGGCUGGGAAGAAGGAGAUGAAACUAUAGAACACGAGCCAGAGACGCACAAUGAAAAGGAUCAGAGCGUUAGAAAAAAGACAUCCCCUGCUCCCCACCUCACCUCCCGCCCUCCAGUUGCGAUGACACAGCAGGAAUUGCCCCAUCCAGUAGAACAGCCAAAUCAGCCAUUACAGUCUCUACCGCUACCUCCUCCGAUGCUACCCUUUAGAGCGCACGGAGACCCUUCUUAUGCCUAUGUCGCACCGCCUCCGUCGUUCUCGGAUAACAGCUACGAUAUUUUUUAUGCUAUUAAUCCAAAUUUUGUGCCUCCCAAUCCAUUUUUACAUCAGGGGUACGGUAGUGUGCCUGCAAUGCCACCGCUACCACCGUCACCAGCACCACUACCACAGCCAUACGCUUACGGCUAUGCACCUGUAAUGAAUGGGUACAUACCGGCACCCACAUCUAACAAUCAUCCAAUACCGUAUUAUCAGCAAGUACCAUUGCAAGCACAGGGGCAUUUGGUGCCAGUACCACCACAGCAAGGCCCACAGCAGCAAGGUCAAAUGUCUACACCUAUGCCGCCACAAGAGAAGCUGUUACAAGCUACCAGCAAACGGCCUCCUAAUUUACGAGUAGAAAUACCCAAAAAUGAUGAUCAUGCAGAAACACAAGAAAAACCACCAGAGCAACAACCGUACUCGUAUCAGCCACCAUCAGCGUUAUUUCCACCGCCCUCUGCUCUGCCAUCUCAAUUUGCUCGUAAUCUACCAUCGCCAUCUACAUUUUACCCAGAAUUCUAUACACAUCACAAUGAAUUACCAAGCCCACUCUUCUUUGUAACUACACCAGUAGCUGGAGCAUCGUUUCUGUGGCCAUCAAGAAAUUCGUCUAUAAGCGGGCCUUCACCUUCGUCAGGUGUAGCAGGGUCAGGGGGAGGUCCAGAUUACAAAUCAUCGCCAUUAGCGAAAAGAAAUGAUACCAAGACGCCAUUAGCAAAGAGAAAUCAUGGCUCAAUAUCCGGCAAUGAUGGAGCUGGAGGAGGAGGAGGAGGAGGAGGAAGGGAUUUCAAGAAAUCCAAAUUAUCAGAGUAA